Messenger RNA from Priapulus caudatus, 1425 nucleotides. RefSeq names its product MORN repeat-containing protein 3-like. The transcript has 6 exons. The record is from RefSeq and is a predicted model, not a curated record. The coding region runs from base 264 to 1019 and encodes 251 amino acids. NCBI's taxonomy places the organism in Eukaryota, Metazoa, Priapulida, Priapulimorpha, Priapulimorphida, Priapulidae.
UGUAAUAAAUGUUAUAACGAGUGUAUUUCACUUUUAAAUACUCGCAUGCACUAAUAGUAAUACAAAUUACAAUACCGUGAAUACGGAAUCACAGACUCGUGAUUUUGCACAGUCACAGGGGCGUGCGCGUGGUGAGUGGUGAGAUUGCGUGGUGCAUGAGAAACCUGAUUUAAAAGGCUUUAUUUAGAUCAUGGCUAUGCAUUGAGAUGUACCACCUAUACCCUCACACAGUCACUUCUCAAACUAUAUACCAUUAGUUGAGCAUGCCGCAUUUAAAACCACAGCACAAGACACAACCUUUGUGGAAAACCUGGGAUAAUCUAGCACAGAAGAAAGGAAUCCGGCAUACAGUAUAUGCUGUGAAUGGUGAUGAAUACACUGGAGAAUGGCUGAACAACCAUAAACAUGGCAAAGGUACUGAAAAGACUCAAUCAACUGGUGCGAUAUAUGACGGUGAUUGGAAAUGGGGAAAGAGAGAUGGCUUUGGAACAUACAGUGUGCCUGAUGGCGAAGGCAUCUACAUUAAGCAGUACUCAGGCGGCUGGAGGAAUGGUUUGAAACAUGGAUAUGGUAUGUUUUUCUAUGGGAAAAAAGUAUUCUAUGAGGGAGAAUGGAAAGAAGGAAAACGCAGUGGUUGGGGAAGAAUGGUAUAUGAUGACGGCUCCAUAUAUGAAGGAGAAUGGCAAAACGAUUUAAGACAUGGAGAUGGAAUGCUAAGGCUGCCGAAUGAGAACCGCUACGAGGGUUCGUGGAAGGCCGAUAGGAAGAACGGUCCGGGGAAGUUCUACUACCUUGACAGAGGUCAGCAAUACAAUGGUGUGUGGGUGGAUGACGUGCCGCGGUGUGGGGCUCUUACAGACUACGGUCGGUCCAGCGCACCCAUGCCAACGAAAUAUGUCAUCCCAGAGUGUGCGCUGGAGAACGUAGGAGAGGUGUUGCUGGAGGCGAGCGAUGAUUUACAGCAGCUGGAGAAACGAACAAAGACCGAUGCAAAACGAUUGGCUCCAACUAGCGCGUGAACAUUCUAGUAUAGUUAAUAUCCACGCCGUGUAAUAUAUGCCACUAUUUACUACACAUGCUGAUGGCGUGGCUUUUAACUCGUGGGCGUGUGUGCAAAUAUACGUGUACCGCGUAGUGAAUCAUCCUUAUUAAACUUGAUCUUAUAGCUAUACUUCAUAGCCAUGUACAGGCCUGCGGCAACAUUCCCAAUGGUAUACGUAAAGCUAACCUGAUAUAUCGAUGUGAAAUUUCGUUUCGAUAUCCCACAGUAUCGAUGUUAUCAGUAACUAUAAUUUAUGUCUGUUGCCAAGCUAUGCCCUGCAUCUAUGUAUAAUUUUCCAAUAUUCUUAUACUAUUAUUUUAUUACAUAAUAUUAUUAAUCUGAUAUCAGCAUGUUGGAUUGUUUAUAAAGAAACAACAGUAAAA